AUGUCAGUUACCGAUAUCCCUCCGUCGUCCACCUCCGCCGCCGGAGCACCACUAGGCUCCUCCGUGAUUCCGAUUGUGAACAAGCUUCAGGACAUAUUCGCUCAGCUAGGAAGCCAAUCCACGAUCCAGCUUCCGCAAGUCGCUGUCGUCGGAAGUCAGAGCAGCGGUAAAUCCAGCGUCCUCGAAGCACUCGUCGGCCGCGAUUUUCUCCCUCGCGGUAAUGAUAUCUGCACUCGCCGUCCUCUCCUUCUCCAGCUUAUUCAGACCAAACCUCGUUCCGAUGGUGGUUCCGAUGACGAAUGGGGAGAGUUUCUUCACCAAGGUAGCAAACGUUUCUACGAUUUCUCUGUGAUGCGCCGCGAGAUUGAGGCUGAGACGAGUAGAUUAGCAGGAGAUAAUAAAGGUGUAUCAGAACAACAGAUUCGUCUCAAGAUUUAUUCUCCUAAUGUUCUGAAUAUUACUCUUGUGGAUCUUCCUGGCAUCACAAAGGUUCCUGUUGGUGAUCAGCCAACAGAUAUCGAAGCUCGUAUAAGAACGAUGAUCUUGUCUUACAUUAAGAACCCUACCUGCUUGAUACUAGCUGUUACACCUGCUAAUUCGGAUUUAGCCAACUCAGAUGCUUUACAAAUCGCAGGAAACGCUGAUCCUGAUGGUCAUAGAACCAUAGGUGUGAUCACAAAGUUGGACAUUAUGGACAGAGGUACUGAUGCUCGGAAUCACCUUCUUGGAAAAACGAUUCCUCUUCGACUUGGAUACGUGGGAGUCGUAAAUCGUAGUCAGGAGGAUAUUUUGCUGAAUCGGAGCGUUAAGGAUGCUCUUAUUGCAGAGGAAAAGUUCUUUCUUAGUCGUCCAGCUUACAGUGGUCUCACUGAUCGUUGGGGUGUCCCUCAAUUGGCAAAGAAAUUAAAUCAGAUCCUUGUCCAACACAUCAAGGCGCUGCUUCCUAAUUUAAAAUCACGUAUCAGCAAUGCAUUGUUUGCUACAGCAAAGGAGUAUGAGAGCUAUGGGGAUAUAGCAGAGUCCAGGGCUGGUCAGGGAGCUCUGCUCCUCAAUUUUCUUACAAAGUACUGUGAAGCAUACUCCUCAACCCUGGAAGGGAAAAGUAAAGAAAUGUCUACAUCUGAGCUCUCUGGUGGAGCAAGAAUUCACUAUAUCUUCCAAUCAGUCUUUGUUAAGAGCUUGGAGGAGGUAGAUCCAUGCGAAGACUUAACAGAUGAUGAUAUUCGGACUGCAAUUCAGAAUGCCACUGGUCCCAGAUCUGCAUUGUUUGUUCCAGAUGUUCCAUUUGAAGUUCUUGUCAGGAGGCAGAUAUCUCGUUUAUUAGACCCCAGCCUUCAGUGCGCUAGGUUCAUUUUUGAUGAGCUAAUAAAGAUUAGUCAUCAAUGUAUGAUGGCGGAGUUACAACGCUUUCCAGUCCUUCAAAAGCGCAUGGAUGAGGUUGUUGGAAACUUUCUGCGAGAAGGUCUUGAACCCUCACAAGCAAUGAUCCGAGAUGUUCUUGAAAUGGAGAUGGAUUACAUAAACACCUCACACCCAAAUUUUAUUGGGGGAACCAAAGCCGUUGAGGUUGCAAUGCAACAAGUCAAGUCUUCUAGGAUUCCGCAUCCUGUUGCACGGCCAAAGGAUGCAGUGGAGCCUGAGAAGACAUCUUCUUCUGCAAGUCAUAUAAAAUUUCGAUCUUUUCUCGGCCGACAAGCUAAUGGAAUUGUCAGUGAUCAGGGAGUUCUAUCUGCAGUAGAUGCUGAAAAACCCGCAACAGCUGGAAACACAAACUGGAGUGGUUUCUCAUCAAUUUUCCGGGGGAGUGAUGGUCAGGCAUCUACCAAAAAAAACUUAUUAAGCAAACCAUUUAACGAAGCUGCUCAAGAUGAUGUGUAUCAGAACUUGUCAACAAUCUUUUUGAAAGAGCCUCCAACUAUCUUGAGGUCAUCAGAAAAUCAUUCAGAACAGGAAGCAGUUGAGAUUCAGAUAACAAAACUAUUAUUGAAAUCCUACUAUGACAUUGUAAGGAAGAAUAUCGAGGACUUGGUCCCAAAAGCAAUCAUGCAUUUUCUGGUAAAUUACUCGAAACGUGAGCUGCACAAUGUCUUCAUCGAGAAGCUUUACAGGGAGAACAUGAUUGAAGAAUUGUUGAAAGAGCCGGAUGAGAUAGCAACAAAAAGGAAACGUACACGGGAGACUCUGCACAUUCUACAGCAGGCUAAUAGGACAUUAGACGAGCUGCCGUUGGAAGCUGAAACGGUUGAGAGAGGAUACAGAAUUGGCUCUGAACAGAAACAGAAACACGAGGAGCUACCGAGUACAAGAAGAUCAAGGUUAGAUUAUAAUGGGUACGGACGGCCUCAGAUGUAA
This is a messenger RNA of Arabis nemorensis, 2352 nucleotides long. Lineage: Eukaryota; Viridiplantae; Streptophyta; Magnoliopsida; Brassicales; Brassicaceae. The record is from the annotation of a GenBank genome assembly.